Messenger RNA from Lactuca virosa, 984 nucleotides. The record is from the annotation of a GenBank genome assembly. NCBI's taxonomy places the organism in Eukaryota, Viridiplantae, Streptophyta, Magnoliopsida, Asterales, Asteraceae.
AUGGCAAUAGUAGAUAUUCAUGAAGAUAUCAUCAAAACCCACAUCUUGACCAGACUCGACGGUCAAACACUCGCCGCCGCCGGCUGUACAUCUUCUCAGCUACAAACCCUCUGCACCGAUCACAAACUAUGGUCCGAUAUCUGCUCUUCCAGUUGGCCCUCCAUCGCCGACCCUCUAGUCAGCGAAGCUAUCUCCAACUUCCCUUCCGGCUACCGUUCUUUCUACUCCGACUCCUUCCCAUCUCCCAGCCACCACCUCUCCACUGCCAUAUCAUCACCUCCAACUACCCAUAUCAUCUCCUCCGUCGACAUCAGAUACCACGACGAACUCGUAUUCUCCAAGGCGGAAUCCACCAACACCACCCCCAGCGACUGGUUCCAAUCGUCUCCGUUUCGUAUUGAUCUUCUCGGACCCAAAGAAGUCGUACCUUCGGCCGUUAAAUUCUCCGGAGAAGAUCAGACACUUCUGUCGAAUCUUGAAAAGAACAUGACGUUGAAUUGGAUCAUGAUAGACCCAAGCCAGAACCGGGGAGUGAAUCUAUCAAGCAUAAAUCCUGUUUCUGUCCAACGGAACUGGUUGACCGGCGACCUAGAGGUGACGUUCGCGGUCGUGAUCGUCCCUGACUUUCUCCUCCAUAAUAAGGAUUACGUGAACUGCAACAUACAGAUCACAUGCGGAGUGAAAGAAGUCUGCGGAGUAUUAAACGUAAGUAGGAUUAGCUUAACGGUACUUGACAUGGAUAGCAAGUGUUUGAGCGGAAAGGAGAGUAUGGUAAUUUUACAAGGACUUACGGUGGCCCAGAGGCGGAGAAGGAGGUAUAGCGGCGGAGGAGAGGAGCAAAAAGAAAGAUACGAUGAGUUCAUUCGAAAGAGGAGAGAGAGAAAGGAGAAUAUGGAGAGGAAAGAACGACGGGUGGACAUGGCUUGCGUCGCCAGUGGGGUAGCCAUCUUUAUGGCAUUUUGGUCGUUUGCCCUAUCGUGGUAA